AUGAGCGACUCCCAGCCACAACAGGCCAGCGGCGGCCAGCAAGGUCAACAGCUGCUACGCCCCGAUGAUAUACUCAAGCUGCAAUGCCUUCCCGAAGACGAGAAGCAGAAGUAUCGCUUGAUUAUGCAGAACUUCUGGACCAUCUUCAACAACAACCCGCAAGGCAGCCAGGAGAAUACAAACGCGCGUCAGAAGCUGACGGAAUGGUCGCAAAAGUUCAUCGGACGCGAACGUCAAUAUCGCGCCAAGAUGAAGCAACAGCAGCAACAGGGAAACCAAAACCAAGGACAAGCUGGACAGUCUAGUGCAGCUGGCCAGCAGAAUGCCAACGCUGUCAAGCAAGAAGGAGGUCAGGCUCAACCCCAAGGUUCUGGGGCACCAGCCAACCAGCAAUCUCAAGGACAACAGCAGCCCAACCAAGGACAGAAUCCAGGGCGCGGCCAAGUCGAUCCUGCCAUCGUCAAGCAUGUUCACGACUUCCCCAUGCAAGGACCAACAAACGGACCUACGCCAGGCACACCCGAGUACGAGAACAAACUGAAGGAGUAUCGGACUGGUUAUCUCAACAUGCUUGCCAAACAAGCGACGUUAACUGAGCAGCGACGGAGGAUUAUCCAAGAGUUGACCGAACGGCAGAACAACGGACAGGAGCUACCUCAGGAGCGACUUUUGAUGAAGAACAACAUCGAGAAGGAGGCUGCUAAGAUUAAGGCUCAAAUUGAUAAGUUCAGAGCUAUGCAAAAGCAGUGGAAGGAGGAGCGCGAACAGAAUUCCCAAGGCCAGGCACAAGCUCAAGGCCAGAACCCAGCGCAAUCACCUCCGCAGCAACAACCACAACCGCCUCAGCGCCAGCCUUCACAGCCCAAUAUGCCUGCGCAACCCCAGGUGAAAGAGGAGCCCCAGAUCAAGAUCGAGGGCGGGCAGGCACCACAACCACAACCGCAAACUCAGUCCCAACCUCAGCCGCAAUUCAACAUGCAGGCCAAUCAAGGAAACCUUCAGCAAGGACCGCCGCAGCAGCAACAGAUGCAACACAAUCAGCAGCUUCCUCAACAGCAACAAAUGCAGCAGCAACAACAGCAGCAGGCUCGACCUCCGCCAGCACCUCACUCGCAGACGAUGCCACCAAAUCAGAUGCCGCAGUUUUCGCAACAAGGACAACAGCAACAGAAUUUCCACCAGCAGCAGCAACAACAACAGCGACCCCAGAUUAACCCUAUGCAAGCGAAUGCACACCAGCAGAGCAACUCACCACACCCACAGUCCGCCGCGUCCAACGCUCCUGGUCCGCCAGUUCCUCUCUCGCACCAAGCCGCAGUCAGCGCCGCGAACCGGUCCUACACCGACCCUCAACGCACAAACACGCCCAUGCAACAGGGCGGACAGGGUGGUAACUUUGGAAGUCGCGAGCGCGAGCAGCUCAACAACCCAAAGAUGCCAAUCCCACGCCAUCUUAAUGUGACUUCACCUCAAGCCGUCCACAUGGGACAAGCUCGACCUACCAUGAGCGGACCUACAAACGGAGCGCCAGGCCCAAUGGGUCAACCUGUUAUCCCACGACCACCCCCAUUCCAGCUCGAAGGUGAGGGCGACCGCGUGCUUAGUAAACGCAAGCUGGACGAGCUUGUUCGGCAGGUAACAGGCGGAUCCGAGGAGGCAUUGACACCAGAGGUAGAAGAGGCUGUUCUUCAACUCGCAGAUGACUUUGUCGACAACGUCAUUAGCAACGCUUGCAAACUGUCCAAGCUUCGCGAUUCACCUCAGCUCGACAUUCGCGACAUCCAAGUCAUACUUGAGCGCAAUUACAACAUUCGCAUUCCUGGCUACGCAUCUGAUGAAGUCAGAACUGUGCGCAAGAUUGUUCCUGCGCAAGGCUGGGCAAACAAGAUGAGCGCUGUCAACGCGGCGAAGGUCAUGGGUGGGAAAGCGGACUUCUAG
Molecule: messenger RNA, 1938 nt
Organism: Alternaria alternata
Lineage: Eukaryota; Fungi; Ascomycota; Dothideomycetes; Pleosporales; Pleosporaceae
Exons: 2
Coding region: 1-1938 (645 amino acids)
Biological process (GO): DNA-templated transcription initiation; RNA polymerase II preinitiation complex assembly
Cellular component (GO): transcription factor TFIID complex; SLIK (SAGA-like) complex; SAGA complex
Molecular function (GO): protein heterodimerization activity; DNA binding; TBP-class protein binding
Source: RefSeq, a predicted model, not a curated record